GCGGUGCCCUGCCCGGAGCGCGGCGAGGGAGUCUCCUGCAAGCGCCGCGGCCCCGGGACCUGGCCCAGAGCAGCCCCCGGAGCGCAGCAUGAGCAGCUCGCAGUUCAACAAGGGCCCGUCCUACGGCUUGUCCGCGGAGGUCAAGAGCAGGCUUGCCCAGAAGUACGAUCCCCAGAAGGAGGCUGAGCUGAGGAUAUGGAUCGAGAGCAUCACCGGGAAGGAGAUCGGCCCCGAUUUCCAGUUGGGGCUGAAGGAUGGAGUGAUCCUCUGCGAGCUCAUGAACAAGCUGCAGCCAGGCUCAGUGAGGAAGAUCAACCGCUCGGCUCAGACCUGGCACCAGCUGGAGAACCUCUCCAACUUCAUCAAGGCCAUGGUUCAGUACGGCAUGAACCCCGUCGACCUCUUUGAAGCCAAUGACUUCUUCGAGACCGGGAACAUGACGCAGGUGCAGGUGUGCCUGCUGGCUCUGGCAGGCAUGGCAAAGACCAAGGGGAUACAAAGCGAUGUGGACAUCGGGGUGAAAUACUCGGAGAAACAACAGAGGAACUUUGACGAUGCAAAAAUGAAGGCCGGCCAGUGUGUCAUCGGGCUUCAGAUGGGCACAAACAAGUGUGCAAGCCAGUCUGGCAUGACGGCCUACGGCACCAGGAGACAUCUCUAUGAUCCCAAAAACCAGAUCCUGGCCCCCAUGGACCAUUCCACCAUCAGCCUUCAGAUGGGCACCAACAAGUGUGCCAGCCAGGUGGGCAUGACGGCUCCUGGCACGAGGAGACACAUCUACGACACCAAAAUGGGCACCGAGAAGUGCGACAACACCUCCAUGUCCCUCCAGAUGGGCUCCAACCAGGGAGCCAAUCAGAGCGGCCAGAUCUUCGGCCUGGGCCGACAGAUCUACGAUCCCAAGUACUGUCCCCAGGGCAAUGCCGGUGACGUGGCCAACGCAGUGUACGACCAGAGCACGGACCCACCGGAGUACCACUACUACCGAGAAGAGGAGGGCUACUGAGCCCUGGGUCCUGCCUGGCCACAAGGCCACCUCCCCAGGCCAGCUCGUGUGCGGAUCUCUGUUGCCGGCAACACUCCAGUAUCUAUAGCCUCUUUCUGUAACUUUUUUUAAACAAAUCUUGUUUUCUGAGCAAAGACAAAAAUCCCCUGAUCCUAGAGGAGAGAGUUGGUGGCUUCUUAAAACCCUCUUACCUUUGGGGUGUAGCCUGUUGCUCGCAACUUGCAGAAUGCGAACAAGGCAGGCCUUUAAUUGCUGAUGGAGUCCACUUCUAGUCAUGCAGGGAGACACAUACCAGCAAAACAUUGGGGCUACGUGUGUUUCUUGGGGAAGGGAGCGGAGUGGGGAACUUGCUCUCAAAUGGGAUGCAACCUUCUAGCAUUGCAGUCCUCUGCGUUGCAAGAAUGCUGCUUAUUCUUCAUGCUCUGAUGUGAUUCUUGUGACGCUGUCGCAGUUCUAGCAGCAUAGGUGUCGAUGGCAUCAAACACCCCAGGCUUUCCCAAAUGACUCCUGGUUACGCUAGUGAGGUCACGAAAUCUCAAAGGGAAUUAGAGGUGGAUUCUCCCACAUUGGCUCUGGUAAAGCCUUUGCCAGCUCUUCCUGCUUCUGGAGAUCUCGCUCAAAGGGCCAAGGAAUUCUUUUUUAGGUGCCUUUCUAUGAUGCCAAAAGUGAAGCUCUAAAAGGCUCGUGCUCUCUUUUAAUGUAUAUACUUUUAAAGUGAGGCAAGGACAGUAACGUACCUUGGCGACAUCCUAGGGACCAAGUGUUUAACUUAAUAUCUAAAAUACUCUUACGCUGUGGCUCCUUCUCUCUCCUCUCCCCUUUGCCGCCCUCCUUGGAAGGGAAGAGGGAAGGAAGAAUCUUAUUACCUGAUCCUGUAGUUGAUAGUGCUCAGGCAGACAGUGCUGCAUCGGCACAGGCAGCUGCAGGAUGCUGGGUUGUGUAGCCAUUGCCCUGUUGCUAGGACAGUGGAUCCUUACAAAUGUUACAUGCUUUUGUAUGUUAGGCUCCCCCUUAAUUUAAACCAUCAGGAAACUUUUUUUUUUUUUAAGUUGCAUUUGUAUGUGGCCUCCUGAUCAGUGUGUCGACUUGGGCAUUCCUUAGCCAUCCUGUGAUCUGUAGGGGCAGGGAACAACACUGCGCUGCUGGUAAACGACAAGUCCUUAAGAACUGGAUGGGAUCUCGGCCACAGCUGUGUCUGAGGUCAGAGACUUCCUUCUGCGUGUGGAUAACCGAAAUACUGCACAGUCCUCCCCAGGUGCUACUGUCCUUGUAAAGGUAGCUUAGAACUUUUUUUUUUGAAUAAAAUGUGAAACUGUAAUAUUUGAAUAUAGGCAAUAAAAGCUUUCAGAUAAGA
This is a messenger RNA of Mauremys mutica (yellowpond turtle), 2360 nucleotides long. RefSeq names its product calponin 2 (gene CNN2). The record is from RefSeq and is a predicted model, not a curated record. Lineage: Eukaryota; Metazoa; Chordata; Testudines; Geoemydidae. Gene Ontology annotation, biological process: actomyosin structure organization. Gene Ontology annotation, molecular function: actin binding. Bases 89 to 1006 code for a protein of 305 amino acids. The transcript has 7 exons.